Molecule: messenger RNA, 554 nt
Organism: Salvia splendens (bonfire salvia)
Lineage: Eukaryota; Viridiplantae; Streptophyta; Magnoliopsida; Lamiales; Lamiaceae
Product: rapid alkalinization factor
Exons: 1
Coding region: 57-404 (115 amino acids)
Biological process (GO): calcium-mediated signaling
Cellular component (GO): plasmodesma
Source: RefSeq, a predicted model, not a curated record
CAAAAAAAUACUACAAGAAUCCAAAAGGAAAAGAAUACUACUCCAUAAAAGUAAAAAUGGCGAACGCUGCGCUUCUCUGGCGCCUCAUUCCGGCUGCGUUGUUGGCGGCGGCUAUCUUUCUCAGAGCUGCGGAUGCCGGCGUUGGCCCUGAGUGGAUCCCGUUGGAAAAUCGGGCGGCCUGCCGGGGAUCGAUCGCGGAGUGCAUGGCCAGCGGCGAGUUCGAGAUGGACACGGAAAGCAACCGGCGCAUGCUAGCAACCACGGACUUUAUCAGCUAUGGGGCGCUGCAGGCGGACAGGACGACCUGCUCCGAGCCCGGCGCGUCGUACUACAACUGCCAGUCCGGCGGCGGAGCUAAUCCCUACACGCGUUCAUGCACCGCUGCCACACAGUGUCGCAGUUGAAUUUCCUAACAAAAUUUCUACCUUGUUUUUUUCUCCGAAUCUUCUCUGUUGCGUUUCAAAUAAAUAUAUAGAUGUGAAAUUUGAUAAUUUCGCGUGGAGUAUUUCACAUUUAUUUUUACAUCAAUAUUAUAAGAAUAUGCAUUUCAAUUA